This is a messenger RNA of Acanthochromis polyacanthus (spiny chromis), 2804 nucleotides long. RefSeq lists its product as uncharacterized. The coding region runs from base 1511 to 2413 and encodes 300 amino acids. Lineage: Eukaryota; Metazoa; Chordata; Actinopteri; Pomacentridae. Gene Ontology annotation, molecular function: 2-oxoglutarate-dependent dioxygenase activity; methyltransferase activity. The record is from RefSeq and is a predicted model, not a curated record. The transcript has 3 exons.
GCACAGCAAAAAAAAAAAGAAAAUCUCAAAACAUCUUCAGUGUCAUAUUGUCUCAAAGCUUUCAUCUGACAUAUUGAAGAGAUAUUAGAUGGAUGAUGAGUGACUAUGAGGGUCUCCAUGGCCAGAUUCUCAGCUUCCAAAGGAUCGCCCCACUGACUGGCAGAGGAACAAACAACACACAGUGCAUCCAGCAGGACACGAGGGGGAGCAUAGCUACGACCGAGUUCAGUCAGCUCUCCUGACUCUGACACCAGGACAUCCUGGGCAAAAGGACAUUCAGACCUUCUGCAGAGAGACGGAGUCCCCUGCUGAACAUUAAACACCUGGAAGAACCUUUUUUGUCCUGGGGAAAGCAGACCACAAUCUGGUCCUGCUCAAACCUCACUAUACACCAAGAGUGAGGAAACUACCUACAACCACACGCUCAAUCAGGAGGUGGUCUCCUGAAGCCGAGCAGGCCCUGAAAGACUGCUUCUCGACCACGGACUGGGAAAUACUGCAGGGGUCUCACAGCAAGGACAUGGAGGAGAUGGUUGACUGCACCACGGGCUAUAUUAACUUCUGUAUGGACACUGUGGUUCCAGUUAGAUCUGUACGCUGCUUUGCCAACAACAAGCCCUGGAUAACGAGUGACAUAAAGGGCCUUCUGAACCAGAAGAAGAAGGCCUUUAAAGAUGCUAACAUGAAGGAGCUCAAGCGGAUACAGAGGGAACUUAGAGUCCAGCUCAGGGAGGCGAAGGAGCAGUACAGAAGGAAAAUAGAAGAAAAAAUGCAGACCACCAACAUGAGGGAGGUGUGGGAGGGGAUGAAGACCAUCACUGGCUGCAGCUCCAAGAGAAGUGCCCCCACUGAGGGGGUGUGGGAAGGGCAAACCAGCUUAACCACUUCUUCAACCGGUUUGACGACCCCAACCCAUCCACAACUCUGAACACAGCAGCCCCCACUCUCCCACAAGCCAUCACCAACACAGAUGAGGACACCACCCCUCCCCCUAUAACACCUCCCAUGACAAUCACAGCAGCUCAGGUCUGCGGAGAGCUGAAGAGGCUGCACCCCAACAAAGCUGCAGGUCCUGAUGGAGUAUCCCCGAGACUACUGAAGGCCUGUGCGAGGGAGCUGGGACACCCCCUCCAACGCAUAUUCAAUCUGAGCUUGGGACAGGGGCGGCUUCCCCAGCUGUGGAAGACAUCCUGCAUCAUUCCAGUUCCAAAGAAACCACAUCCUGGUGAGCUGAACGACUUCAGGCCGGUCGCCCUGACGUCACACGUGAUGAAGACCAUGGAACGGUUGCUGCUACACCACCUGAGGCCACAGACCCACCACGCCCUGGACCCUCUGCAGUUUGCUUAUCGGGAGAAGACCGGAGUGGAGGAUGCUAUCAUCUUUCUGCUCCACCGAUCUCUCUCUCAACUGGAUAGAGGCAGUGGUGCUGUGAGGAUUACAUUUUUGGACUUCUCCAGUGCCUUUAAUACAAUCCAGCCACUGCUCCUCAGGGGCAAACUGACAAGAGAUGGGAGUUGAAACACACCUGGUGGCGUGGAUUACUGACUACCUGACCAACAGACCUCAGUAUGUGAGGCUGGGGGACUGCAGGUCCGACCCUGUGGCCAGCAGCACAGGAGCACCGCAGGGAACUGUACUCUCUCCGGUCCUGUUCACCCUGUACACGUCCGACUUCCAGUCCAACACGGAGCUCUGCCAUGUGCAGAAGUUCGCAGAUGACACAGCCAUCGUAGGGUGUAUCAGGAGUGGACAGGAGGAAGAGUACAGGAAACUGAUCCAGGACUUUGUCAAAUGGUGUGACUCCAACCACCUGCUCCUCAACACCACUAAGACCAGGGAGAUGGUCGUGGACUUUAGGAGACCCAGGCCGCAUCCAGAACCGGUCAUGAUUAAAGGGGACCGUGUGGAGGUGGUCCACACCUGCAAAUACCUGGGAGUGCAGCUGGAUGACAAACUGGACUGGACUGCCAAUAGUGAUGCUCUGUGUAGGAAGGGACAAAGCUGCAUGUACUUCCUUAGAAGGCUGGCGCCCUUCAACAUCUGCAAGAAGCCGCAACAGAUCUUCUAUCAGUCUGAAGUAGCGAGCGCCCUCAUGUACGCAGUAGUGUGCUGGGGGAGCAGCUUGAAAAAGAAGCAUGCUGCACGCCUGGACAAACUGGUGAGAAAGGUUGGCUCUGUUGUUGGCACAGAGCUGGACAGUCUAACAUCAGAGGCAGAGCGACAGACAUUGAACAGGCUCCUGUCCAUCAUAGACAAUCCAAGUCAUCCUCUGCACAGCAGCAUCUCCAGACAGAGGAGCAGCUUUAGUGACAGACUGCUGUCAUUGUCCUGCUCCACAGACAGACUGAAGAGAUCGUUCCUCCCCCACGCCAUCCGGCUCUUCAACACCAUCCGGGGGGGAGGGCGAUAAAAUGGACAAAACAACACAACAAAAAUUCUGGAGUCAUUACACACUAACACCACGCACACAGACACGCACUUUACCACACAAUCAUACACACAUAUCUACAUGUUGGACUCAAGUGUGAAAAACAGACUACUGCAGACAGUAACACACUGUCAUUCUGCACAAUUGCACUACUGCACUGUUGAACUGCCAGAUGUUUAUAUGUUUAGAUGUUUAUAUUCUUAAUUAUAGUCUUAUAUGUAACUUGCAUGCUCUUAUGUUUUUUACCUUUCAUGCUGCUGGAACUGUGAAUUUCUCUUUGGAGAUUAAUAAAGUAUUUACCUACCCUACCUACCAUGCAUGGGCGUGGUUCUGCCCUCUACUGGGGGCUCGUCUAGUUAAAGGGGAACUUCGU